Molecule: messenger RNA, 1002 nt
Organism: Metarhizium acridum CQMa 102
Lineage: Eukaryota; Fungi; Ascomycota; Sordariomycetes; Hypocreales; Clavicipitaceae
Source: RefSeq, a predicted model, not a curated record
AUGGACGCAAAGAUAAACGACGUCCAAGAGACUGAAACCCCAAUGUCGGUCGAAGACGAUGCCGCCCGGCGCAACCCCAAGCGCAGCCAGCGGCUGGAGCAGGAGUUGACCGUUGCAGGUAUUUGCAGGAGGCAUAAACUCGUUGUCUGGUGGUGUUGUUACUGGACCGUGGCCGCCGUUGGCUGGUACGGGUUUGGCGCCCAAAUCAACGGUGCCAUGAUCUCUGUUCCGUCCGUUCGACGUGACUUUGGAUAUACUGUCGAUGGGGAGGCCAUUCUCCCUGCUGACUGGCAAUCGGCAUUUAACAUCAUCAGCACCGUUAGUCAGUUCUUCGGCGGCUUCAUAUGCAGCUGGUUGGCCGACCGCAUCGGUCGCAAAAGCGCACUUCUCAUCGGGGUCGCCAUAUGCAGUGCCGGCUGCAUUGGCGAGAUCGUCUCCGCCACUCGGCCGGCCUUUCUCGGAUCCAAGCUCGUGCUUGGAGUCGGCUUGCGCUUCUAUCUUACCCUGGCGCCCAUGAUGUGCAGAGAGCUUGCGCCCGUCGCGCUCCGAGGCAUUGCCACUGCCGGCGUCAAUCUCGGAAUAGCCGUCGGCCAGCUUAUUUCCAACUCUCUUGCCGGCCUCGACGACUUCAACUCAUUCGAUCUGGGGGUUGGUGUCACGGCCUGUGGUGUCCUGGGCAAUAUCGGGAGCUGGUUCAUUGUAGAGCGAUUUGGCCGCCGGAAGCUUUUUCUGUUUGGCAUGAUGACCCUCUCCGCCCUCCUCCUACUUAUUGGCAUCAUGGACGUCGUUUCCAGCCAGGCUGCGAAGUGGGUGCAAGCCGCCGGCACUGUAAUUCACGCCUUUAUCUAUUUCCUUACCAUCGGCGCGGUGGCCUUUACCAUUCUCGGCGAGUCGUCAAGUACGGUGCUGCGCGCAAAGACAAUUUUUCCUGCGACCGCCACGCGGGCUAUACGCGGAUUGGUUAUGGACUUUGCUGUCCCGUACAUGGUGAACACAUGGUGA